This is a messenger RNA of Pygocentrus nattereri (red-bellied piranha), 1445 nucleotides long. It is a transcript of the gene trim63b, whose product is annotated as tripartite motif containing 63b. The record is from RefSeq and is a predicted model, not a curated record. NCBI's taxonomy places the organism in Eukaryota, Metazoa, Chordata, Actinopteri, Characiformes, Serrasalmidae. The transcript has a single exon. Gene Ontology annotation, molecular function: zinc ion binding. Bases 100 to 1131 code for a protein of 343 amino acids.
ACUGUGCAGCCAGCAGAUCUGACAGCUGAAAGGACACGUGUGCGGAGUAGUGACACUGAAGGCAGGAGAAGAAGCUACUUUCCCAGAGCGGUCACAGAAAUGGAUAUCCAAAGGACCGGCUCCCUGGCUGUUUCUCCAGACACGAUGUCGAGUCUGGAGAAACAGCUUAGCUGUCCAAUCUGUCUAGAUAUGUUCACCAAGCCUGUGGUGAUCCUUCCCUGUCAGCAUAACCUGUGCCGUGGAUGUGCUAGUGACCUGUACGACUCUCGAAACCCGUACCGAUUUUCUGGUGGUGUCUUCAGGUGCCCCACUUGCCGGUUCGAGGUGGUUCUUGAUCGCCAUGGUGUACAUGGACUUCAGAGAAACCUUCUGGUGGAAAACAUUAUCGAUAUAUACAAACAGCAGCAAGAAGGUGGAGGUGGAACCUCGGAGCCUCCUUUAAAGCCUAAGACAUCUGAGCCGAUGUGCGAGGAACAUGAGGACGAGAAGGUUAACAUUUACUGUGUGACCCACCAGGUGCCCACCUGCUCAAUGUGCAAAGUGUUCGGUCAGCACAAGGACUGUGAAGUGUCACCUCUUGCUAGCGUUUACCAGGCCCAGAAGGGUGAGCUAAGUAACGCCAUCGACGCCUUGGUUGCAGGCAACGGGCGGCUGCAGGCCCUGCUGAAUCAGAUGGAGGAGGCCUGCAAAGCUGUUCAGGAUAAUGGCCAGCGCGCCAAGCAAAGGCUGGGCGAGCGCUUCGAUUCCCUCUACGCAGCUCUGGAGGAACGAAAGGGUGCCCUCUUGGAGCGUAUUGGCAAAGAGCAGGACGAGAAGGUAGCAGCCUUGAGGGGGCUGGCCAGGCGUUACGGAGACCGGCUACAGGCGGGCACGGAGCUCACUGAUACCGCGGUGCAUGCCCUCGAACAGAGCAGCGCCGCUGAGUUUCUGCAGUCGUCCAGGGGCCUCAUCGCACAGACAAAGGACGCAGCCAAGAGUUCGCUGGCCGAGGAGAGACCCGAGCCUGGUUUUGAGAGAAUGGACCAUUUUACCCUGUCCACGGAACACGUAGAGACACUGUUGUCCAAAAUGGACUUCGGAGCCGACGAUGAUGAAGAAUACGAAGAUGCAGAGGAGGAAGAAGAGGAGUGAGCUGGAGCUGUACGGUAGUUAGUGAGUUAGCGCCUUAUAGGGCCUGAAGGGGGAACGUUGGAGAUGAAGAACUUUGAAGGACGAGUAAUGGACGUUUUCUGAGGGCUUUUACGAUGUGGUGCUGCUAAGCAGUCUGAGCGCUGAUAGUUACGCCCCCGUGGUGUGGAGGUUAUUCAGAGUGUAUCGGUGCCGUUUUUAUACUUUUGUAUUUUUUAGCUUGUUUGUGGAUUUUUAGGUGUUGAAUAUAUUCUGACUGUUUAUUUUGAAUCUGUAUGUUCAGUUCUUUGCACAAAUAAAUGGAACACCUGUCCGUC